Molecule: messenger RNA, 1721 nt
Organism: Ornithorhynchus anatinus (platypus)
Lineage: Eukaryota; Metazoa; Chordata; Mammalia; Monotremata; Ornithorhynchidae
Gene: CCT7
Product: chaperonin containing TCP1 subunit 7
Exons: 12
Coding region: 75-1703 (542 amino acids)
Biological process (GO): protein folding
Cellular component (GO): chaperonin-containing T-complex
Molecular function (GO): ATP-dependent protein folding chaperone; ATP binding; ATP hydrolysis activity
Source: RefSeq, a predicted model, not a curated record
GGUGCACUCUGGGCCGCCGGCGGGCCUGAGCGAGAGCCGGGAGCGGCGGCCGUGCCCCCAGCCCGACGUCCAAGAUGAUGCCCACGCCGGUCAUCCUGCUGAAGGAGGGGACGGACAGCUCCCAAGGGGUGCCCCAGCUGGUCAGCAACAUCAGCGCCUGCCAGGUGAUCGCCGAGGCCGUCCGCACCACCCUCGGCCCCCGCGGGAUGGACAAGCUCAUCGUCGACGGCAGAGGCAAAGCCACCAUCUCCAACGACGGGGCCACCAUCCUGAAGCUCCUCGACGUCGUCCACCCUGCGGCCAGAACCCUCGUGGACAUCGCCAAGUCCCAAGACGCGGAGGUCGGGGACGGCACCACCUCCGUGACCCUGCUGGCCGCCGAGUUCCUGAAGCAGGUGAAGUCCUACGUGGAAGAGGGGCUUCACCCCCAGAUCAUCAUCCGGGCCUUCCGCACCGCCACCCAGCUGGCGGUGAGCAGGAUCAAGGAGAUCGCCGUGACCGUGAAGAAGGAGGACAGAGCGGAACAGCGUCGCCUUCUAGAGAAGUGCGCCGUGACGGCCCUGAGCUCCAAGCUCAUCGCUCAGCAGAAGGCCUUCUUCGCCAAGAUGGUGGUCGACGCCGUCGGGAUGCUGGACGACCUGCUGCAGCUGAAGAUGAUCGGGAUCAAGAAGGUCCAGGGCGGGGCCCUGGAGGAGUCGCAGCUGGUGGCCGGGGUGGCCUUCAAGAAGACCUUCUCCUACGCCGGGUUCGAGAUGCAGCCCAAGAAGUACGAGGCCCCCAAGAUCGCCCUCCUCAACGUCGAGCUGGAGCUCAAGGCGGAGAAGGAGAACGCCGAAGUCAGGGUCCGCACGGUCCAGGACUAUCAGGCCAUCGUGGACGCCGAGUGGGACAUCCUGUACGACAAGCUGGAGAAGAUCCACGCGUCGGGAGCCAAGGUGAUCCUGUCCAAGCUGCCCAUCGGCGACGUGGCCACCCAGUACUUCGCCGACCGGGACAUGUUCUGCGCCGGCCGGGUCCCGGAAGAGGAUCUGAAGAGGACGAUGAUGGCGUGCGGCGGCUCCAUCCAGACCAGCGUCAGUUCCCUGACGGACGAGGUCCUGGGCGGCUGCCGGCUCUUCGAGGAGUCUCAGAUCGGCGGGGAGAGGUACAACCUGUUCGCCGGCUGCCCCGGGGCCAAGACGUGCACCAUCAUCCUGCGCGGGGGCGCCGAGCAGUUCAUGGAGGAGACGGAGCGCUCCCUCCACGACGCCAUCAUGAUCGUCCGCAGGGCCAUCAAGAACGACUCGGUGGUGGCCGGCGGCGGAGCCAUCGAGAUGGAGCUCUCCAAGUACCUGCGCGACUACUCCCGCACCAUCCCGGGCAAGCAGCAGCUGCUGAUCGGCGCCUACGCCAAAGCCCUGGAGAUCAUCCCCCGCCAGCUGUGCGACAACGCCGGCUUCGAUGCCACCAACGUCCUCAACAAGCUGCGGGCCAAGCACGCCCAGGGGGGCACGUGGUUCGGCGUGGACGUCAACAAGGAGGACAUCGCCGACAACUUCGAGGCCUUCGUGUGGGAGCCCGCCGUGGUCCGCAUCAACGCCCUCACGGCCGCCUCCGAGGCCGCCUGCCUCGUCGUGUCCGUGGACGAGACCGUCAAGAACCCUCGCUCCACGGUGGACGGGCCCCCGGCCGGCCGGGGCCGCGGCCGCGGCCGACCCCGCUGAGGAGCCGCCGGCCCCCGG